UUUUGUUAAUUAUUUGUAGUUAUACGUAGUCACGUCUGAAAAUAUCGGUACGAAAAAUGUGCCAAAAUAUGUAUACACUACCUUAAUAUAUGGGCAGUAAAGUCGUAUGUACAUAUUUUUGGCACUUUUUCGUAUCGAUAUUUUCAGACGUGACCGUACUAUUAAAAUACUCUGCUCCAAAUUCAAACAUUUUAUCACUGACUUAGUACAAUGUGUCAUUUCCUAUGACAGUGGCAUCGAUUGCAUAUCCACGCUUGGUAACUAUCAUUUUGAUAUCCUCGUAUUAUAUAUAUUGUAUUUGACUCCUUGCUUUGUCUCUAUUAUCCAUUGUUAUGUGACUUGUUUAUAGAAUUGUAUUUUAUUUUUACCCAAACUUAUGUGAACUCAACAUGAAACACUCUCUGGACUUUAUCGAGGUGAUUCGUGUCAACUACUGUAUUCAAACGUUUGUUUACAUUGGUUUACUAAUGAUAUUUUUAUGUCAUUCGUAAUUAUACUAAUUACUAUUUAUCUACAUAUGGCACAUUGCUAAGCGCGAACCGGAGUAGUAUUAAAUAUAUUUUGAUGUGUUGAAUUAAAAUUCUCACUCAGCGCUUCUCGAGAAGUACCACAGAACCGGAACCAGAAGAUUAGUCCGUUUCCAUAAUAAUCACAUUAGCUUUUAGUAUGUUAUGGAGUAUAUCGAGGACUAAGCGGUAUUUUACAAUUUAUUUAAUUUCAUAACCCCAGUUACUCAAUUUAUCGGAUUUGACCGCUCACACCUCGAUAUGACCGCUCACAUCUCGAUAAGACUGACCUAAAUUUGUCGGGAAACGUGAUUCUUAAAUUAAAAUUUUAUUGCGUUGGGUUUGGUUUGUUUAUCAUUCUAAAAUGUUCAUACUGACUAUUGACAUACAAAUAUUUAUGGAAUAUGUAGAUAUGUGUAACGAGCACGAAACAAAUAUGUAUAAGUGUAGUUUGUCAUUGGUACAAUGUAAUGCAAAUGGUUAUGGGAUGCGGUAGUUGCUAGAUGAUUUAAAAACCACAGUUUCACGCUGUACAUAAGAUUUCGAUUUAUUUAUUUCAUAAUAUUAAAUUAUAUUGUAAAUUAUUGUAAGCUAAUCUAUAUGAAUUUAUAUUAUGAUCGUCAACUAUUUAUUCAAUGUUUAGCAGAAUUAAUUUAAAAUAAGGUAAAAUAAUUCGACACAUUUCUAUAAUCUCCUUUUUACUAAAUUGUAUAACUUUGUACUAAUGGUUAUAAAUGCGACUUGGUAGAUGUUAUGUUAUUGAAAAAUUACAGUUUCACACUGCAAGAAAAUAAACAACUCUAAUCUAGCAUUUUCCAUAAAGGAUCAUUAAGAAUAAUAUCAAUGUUUCUCAGCAAAUACGACUUGACACACUUUUGUCUAGGUAAAUACCUAGUAAAGUAGUUUAAUUACGAGUAACAUAAAAAUAUCAUUAGUUUAUGUAUUUUUAACAAUGUAAAGUAACGUUUGAGCACAGUAUAUGACACGGUCUACCGUAAUAUAGUCCCGUGAGUGUUUAAUAUUGAGUUUUGGUACCCGCUCAAGAUUGGGUAAACAUAAAACAAAGGUUUAUGAACAAAUUAUAAGCAUAAAAAUGGACAUUCGAACAAAAGCAAUAAAUGAAAAACAAUAUAUAACUGACGAAGAUGUCAAAAUUAUAGUUACCAAGUGUGGAUAUGCAACCGAUGCUACUACCAUAGAAGCUUACACUAUGCACCCCAUCAGUGAUAAAAUGAUCGGAUUUGGAGCAGAGUAUUUUAAAUUAAACGUACGUGUAACUACAUAUGAUGCACAAAAGUAUUUGUGUUUUUUCGUUAAGGUUGUUUCUAAAACAAAUGCUGCUAAAACAAAAAUGGCUAAGCAGAUGGGAGCCUUCGAAAAGGAACUAAUGUUUUAUGAAGUUAUCAAAAGGAAUAUAGAUAUACCAGGUUUGAAACCUUGGAGUGCACUAUUUGUAACAUACCUUCAAGACGUCAUGGUAUUUAAAGAUUUAUCAUCUCUACAAUAUGUGAUGAGAAAUAGACAUAAAAAAUUUGACGAGCAACACGUCUUACAAGCGCUUCGUACUCUGGCCAGAUUCCACGCUUGCACUAUCAUCUUUGAAGAAACAAAGACCAAAUACUUACAACGGCCUUACAAAGUGAAUGAACAGUAUAAAGAUAUUUUAGGGAAAGGCGGAUUCGAUGAAUCUAAUCCGUGGUUUGUUCAAUGCAGAAUCGGAGCGUUAGAAGCCAUAAAAGCCUUCUCAAAAUACACACUAAAUACAAAACACAUGGAAAUCAUUGAAAACCGAUGGAAUACCGUUUUCAAUUCCGCUUUAUCUCUAGCUGAUGCUUCGAAAGAACAUCGUAACGUCAUAUGCCACAGAGAUUUAUGGAAUAAUAAUAUUUUAUUUCAUUACAAGAAACUAGACGCCAACACUACUGACCCUGAUGACUGCGUGUUUGUGGACUUCGCUGAGAUACGGUAUAUGCCUCCCGCAGGAGACGUCAUGCAACUGCUACAUUGCAACUUGAGUCCUGGCUUCCGAAAAACCAACCUUAAUUCCUUCUUAAAUUUUUACUACAACCAACUUAAAGUAUCCCUGGGAAAUUAUAAUGUCGAUAUUAAAGAAACUAUUACACGAGAUAAAUUUAUAACGUCGGCAAAAGAACAAAAUCUAUGGGGUCUCGUAACACAUGCUUGUUUGGGUCAAACAUUUUGGUUGAAUGACGAUAUGAUGACAAAUAUAUCCAGAGACUCUGAGCAAUUUGAAACUGUUAUGCUGAACGACAAAACUACUUUCAUUAAGGAUACGGUACAAAGCGACAGUAUUUACAAGAAAAAUGCCAUGGAAGUAUUUGAAGAGAUUAUUGAAAAUUACAUUUUAAAUUAAUGUGUGCAAUUAGUGAUAAUUAUACACUCUCGGUCUCUCCCGAGAGAAUUUUUUUAAAUCUAUAAUUUGUACUGUAUCGCGUGCCACCAUUAAACAAUUAUAAUAGAUAUGUAGACA
This is a messenger RNA of Cydia pomonella (codling moth), 2997 nucleotides long. RefSeq lists its product as uncharacterized. Bases 1600 to 2880 code for a protein of 426 amino acids. The transcript is spliced from 2 exons. Lineage: Eukaryota; Metazoa; Arthropoda; Insecta; Lepidoptera; Tortricidae. The record is from RefSeq and is a predicted model, not a curated record.